Mugil cephalus (flathead mullet) is the source of this 1191-nucleotide messenger RNA. RefSeq names its product TLC domain-containing protein 2-like. Gene Ontology annotation, biological process: plasma membrane organization; phospholipid homeostasis; regulation of membrane lipid distribution. The record is from RefSeq and is a predicted model, not a curated record. Bases 160 to 903 code for a protein of 247 amino acids. Lineage: Eukaryota; Metazoa; Chordata; Actinopteri; Mugiliformes; Mugilidae. The transcript is spliced from 6 exons. Gene Ontology annotation, cellular component: plasma membrane.
GUCCUCCCCUCGGUUAUUGUUGCAGAGAAAGCCGCUCGUAGUCUUUUUGUUUUCCAACAAGGGCAGCGGAGAGAAAGGGCUGACGAGGCUGAAAGCUGAAAGGACAGGCGACACAGCAGCAACUUACAAAACCAGAGGGGCACAUGUGACGGUCUACGCAUGGAUCUGAAAUCAACGCUUCUCCUCGUCGGAGCAUCUGCCUGCUCCUUCAGACUGCUGAACUCGGUCGUCAGACUCCCGCCGUCCACGGUUCAGCCGGCACCAAAUAAAACCUGGAAGUGGAGGAAUAUCAGCACGUCUUUGGUUCACAGCCUCAUAACGGGAGCAGGAGCUGUGCUGUGUUUUCACCGUCAUCCUCACAUGGUGGAAGACUUCAUCUGCUUUUACUCCCCGACCUCCCACGGCCUUGUAGCUGUUUCCACAGGUUAUUUUAUCCAUGACCUCUUAGACAUGGCCUUGAACCAGCCUUUGAAACGGUCCUGGGAGCUGCUCCUUCACCACUCUGUGGUGAUCUCCUGCUUCGCUUUGGCUGUAACGUCCCGCCUUUACCUGGGCUUCGCCGUGGUGUCUCUGCUGGUGGAGAUAAACUCUGUUUUCCUUCAUAUCAGACAGCUCAUGCUCCUGUCGGGACGGAGGAACAGGCCGGACACUGGACUCAGGACCCCUCGGCCGUCUCUCACCUACAGCGUCAUCAGCUGGUUCAACCUGGGAACGUUUUUGCUGUUUCGUGUCUGCACGCUGGGCUGGAUGACCCACUGGCUGGCAGGUCACAGUGAACAGAUGCCUCGUUACGUCCUGAUGAUGGGGACGGCCGGCCUGAGCCUCGUCUCCACCAUGAACAUGGUUCUGUUUUACAGACUGCUCAGAGCAGAUGUCUUCACUAAGGCGAGCAGUGACCACUAGAGAGCAUCUAAAAUACUUCAGUUCUACCUCAUGAUGAAGCAGUUUAUGUUUAACAUGGAAAGCAAACAACAAGCAAAACUUAGCAGAUUUGCUUUUUAGUCCACUAGACUAUGUGUGUGGGAAUUGUUUACUUUUUUACAUGAUUAUAACAUUUUUCUGUGAUUCACAAGACAAAAGUAUUGUUUAUUCUAUAUAACCACUUGUUGAGGUCCCAGAUAUUUUCUUUUCUAUCUAUUGUUUAUUUUAAAGCUGACAAGGUUAAAAAAAAACUUUUUUUUCUAAGGUGUA